CGGCAACGGCAACAAUGAAAACACAACAAACAUUUUUUGAAAGAAUCAACAAGCGAUUCGGUAAAAAAUCAAUAAAUUCGUGUAAAUUUGCGGCUUUUUUCAUAAUUGCGGCCUAAAAGUUAUAAUGUUCAGUGAAAAUGUUCAAGAUGCAUACACUUCUGACAGUUCUCUCAGUUGUGUCUCUUUUUUUAUCGUACUGUGUUUCAAUACCACCGUCAAUCGCUCCUGUAGUAAAUGUCCAUAAAUGCUGUCCAGCUAACCAGUACGUUUUGGACAAUAUAACUCACUCAGUAUGUCAAAAUUUAACAAAUUCGGAAGAAUCGUGGGUGGCUCGUUUCGAGGAUGAUCCUGAAGACCCACCAAAAAUCAAACUCAUCACCAAUCCUCUAAUAUGUAAAACGAUCACCCCGUGGAGGGUAGACGAUCUACCAUCCAGUUGUGAUCGUCUACUCUUACUCAGAGAUGGUAGACUUAGACACAUAGUUCAUCAAGAAGACGCAGAAGAAUCUUGCAGAGAAAAUGAAGAUGAUAAACAGCAGUGGGAUUUUUCUCUUACAGAAUACUGUAUUGACAAGGUGGUUUUCAACGAUACAAAAAUCGAAGGACAAAUUGGAAUGUUGUGUGUACCAAAAGCGGAAUUUUCAUGGAAUGGCAUGAGCAAAUUAAUAAAACGAAUAAUAAACCCAGUUUUCCAUAUUCUAUCAGUAAUUCUUUUACUGACAGUUGCACUGAUUUAUUUUGUUUUACCCCAGCUUUGUGAUUUGAUUGGUAACAUAGUUACCACAAUCGCUGUAUGUUUAAUUUGCAUCGAAGUGGCAAAUAUUGUACAUAUUUUUGUCGAAUUCCAUAGUGAGAUUAGUUAUUUAACAGUUGACUCGGGCAUACAUAUCAGCACAUUGUGUGCUUUCUUUUGGUUGAAUAGUUUCGGAUAUUACAUAUGGAAAACAUUCAGGUCACGAAACGUGUUCCUGAGGAUUACCGACGGAAAGAAAUACUGUUAUUAUUCUUGUUACGUAUGGACAUCAACGCUUAGCAUGUCGAGUUUAGCAUUAUUUUCUCAUAUUAUAUUUGACAAUACUAAUUUACGAAAAGAAUCAAAAAAAGUUACUGAAUCGACGAUAGGAGAAAUCGGUGUAGCAGUAUUUUUUACAACAAUAGCAGUAUUAAUUUUGAUCAACGUAUUUUUCUGCCUGUCUACUUUACAAAUUAUUAAUCGAAUGUCAACUUAUGGGAGAAUUCACCACAAAUUGAAAUACAACUUUCAACUAUUUGUAAAAAUGUUCAUCAUAAUGACCAUAAACUGGUUUUUCUUCACUUUAUCAAAGUUCCCUCACAAUGCAUUUUUUUAUGCCUACGUAUUUUCAAAUUUCCUGCAGUCAGUGGGAAUAUUUUACGUAGCGAUCAUCAAUUCGAAAAAAGUACGAUUCCUAUUGCGACGUGCGUGUUGCCACGAAAAAUGUAUAUCAGCCUGUUGUCGGCCAGGUGCCCCAGAUGAAACAACUGAUUGGGGUGAGGAAAUGAUGGCUAUGAAUCUCAGCGGCUAUUAAGCUAUUCGGAGGAGUAAAAAUAUGAAAAUGACCAAAGACAUGUGCCUUAAUAGUUUUCGAAUACUUCAGAUUAGAAAUGACCUAUCAUGACCAUAUUUUAAGACUAGUUAAUUAUUUAUUAUGGAGUAUUAAGACACUUCAAUUCCAUUAUACGUAUUAGAUAACUGAUACUCGCCUAGUCUAUAAUUUUCCAUCGUUUUUCAUUGUAAAUAGUUUUUAUAAUCAAAAUUUCAUGUACUUACGUUUUUUUAUAAUAAUUUUUUAUUGAGUUUAAAUUUUAAGACGGUCACUGGUUUGUGUUAGCACUCAAAUGCCAUUUUUAAAAUGUUAUACUUUUUUUUUGAAGAGUAAAAAAUGUUCCCCGUAUUUUACAUUUCAACAGUAUUUUAGCAGCUAUGUGAUAUUUUUAAGAUUGUACUUAGAAAAUAUCAAACGACUAACAAUGUUGUGAUAGAUUAAUAUUGCAUUUAUGUGUGAUCUGAUUUUAUACGAGAAUUAGCGAAAAAUUUGUAUUUUUAAAAUAAAUUUUGAUUGACUCGAG
Messenger RNA from Planococcus citri (citrus mealybug), 2088 nucleotides. It is a transcript of the gene mthl5, whose product is annotated as G-protein coupled receptor Mth-like 5. The record is from RefSeq and is a predicted model, not a curated record. NCBI's taxonomy places the organism in Eukaryota, Metazoa, Arthropoda, Insecta, Hemiptera, Pseudococcidae. The transcript is spliced from 6 exons. The coding region runs from base 138 to 1547 and encodes 469 amino acids.